Molecule: messenger RNA, 758 nt
Organism: Asparagus officinalis (garden asparagus)
Lineage: Eukaryota; Viridiplantae; Streptophyta; Magnoliopsida; Asparagales; Asparagaceae
Product: putative SWI/SNF-related matrix-associated actin-dependent regulator of chromatin subfamily A member 3-like 3
Exons: 7
Coding region: 9-758 (249 amino acids)
Molecular function (GO): ATP-dependent chromatin remodeler activity; ATP binding
Source: RefSeq, a predicted model, not a curated record
AUAUAGAAAUGGAGAAUCCUGAGGAAGAAUCAAAUUUUGUAAAGGGAGGAACCCUAAUUGUUUGUCCCAUGGCAUUACUUGGCCAAUGGAAGGAUGAGCUAGAGACCCAUUCACGGCCUGGUUCGAUUUCUGUAUUCAUUCACUAUGGUUGUGACAGAACAAAUGAUCCCAGAGAAAUUGCCAUUUAUGAUGUCGUAUUAACAACAUAUGGGGUUCUACAAUCAUCUUUUAAAUCUAAUUCAAAUUCAAAGCCGAGCAUAUUUCACAGAAUUAAUUGGUACAGAGUGGUACUAGAUGAAGCACACACCAUCAAAUCUUCAAAAGCUCAAGUAGCCCAAUCAGCCUUUGCUCUAACUGCAUACUGCCGUUGGUGUCUUACUGGUACUCCUCUUCAGAAUAAUUUGGAAGAUCUCUACAGCCUCCUUUGUUUCUUAAAGGUCCAGCCAUGGUGUAAUUGGGCAUUGUGGCAGAAACUGAUUCAAGGGCCUUAUGAGAAAGGUGAUGAAAGAGGGUUAAGAUUGGUUAGAGGUAUUCUAAGAUCACUGAUGCUUAGAAGAACGAAGGACACAAAGGAUACAAAUGGAAGGCCCAUUCUCGUUCUGCCUCCUGCCACUGUACAGAUUGUGGAAUGUGAACAAUCAGAAGCUGAGCGUGUUUUCUAUGAUGCUCUUUUCAGGAAAUCAAAGGUCAAGUUUGAUCACCCCCUAUUUUUCCUAUGUGCAGUUCAGAACUGUCCGCAUGCAUGUGGGCAGUUCUGA